AGAAGGGGGUGCUGCUGGCAGCUUUUUGGGACUCCCAAUAGAAGACAGAUUUGGUCUCCUGGAAGGCUGCCUGAUCGAGUUCCCACAGCAGCUGCCGCUUGCUCAGGAGCGAGGUCCAGCAAAGAGCAGAGAGGGUACAAGGCCAGAAGGAUGUGAGAGAGAGUGGCCAGCUCGAGCCCCUCAGGAGUCAGCUGCUCAGUCCCCACUGGUGACUUCUUCACUCCUUCAACACUGUGUGAAGGGCCAUGUCAUGGUUGAUCUUCAGUCCCUCAGACUACACCAUCAGCCCCAUGGGGGUGAGCAAAUAACAAGUAACUACAUUCUUCCCUGCUAUGUCUGGCUCUUAGUAAAAAUUAAACAAAAUUAAAAAUUGUUGCGGUUUGAAUGCAACAUUUUUUAAUGGAAACCUGCUUUCUCAUUUUU
Messenger RNA from Chlorocebus sabaeus (green monkey), 423 nucleotides. The record is from RefSeq and is a predicted model, not a curated record. Lineage: Eukaryota; Metazoa; Chordata; Mammalia; Primates; Cercopithecidae.